AUGUAAGAAAAAGUAUCCUAAGAUUUAUUUUAAAGAUCAGCAUAACAUAAAAAAUAAUUUAUGAUUUAGAGGUUUUGCUCGGAAAUGUUUAAAUAGAGAUUAGUAACAGCAUUAACCUUGUGGAAAAUGUACUUAAAAAAAUUAACUUGUAUCUGUUAUCAUACAUGAAAUAGGUCUAAUUUAAUAACAAGUAAUCAUCCUUACAAGACUUCAUGAGUUAAAAUAGGGUGGUCAUUCAAAGGGAAGAUUUGAUGCUUUAAACUAACAGCAAAUAAUAUGAGGAAAGAGUACGUGGAAUCUUAGAAUUUUGUAGUGACUGAUCAUUAGACAGCAUUGAAUAUUUUAGAAAGAGCAUUGGCCAUUAUAUAAAAGUUCAUUUCAAGAGAAUAGGAUAUUAAUUUGAGAGUAAUUAUUGUUGAAUGUACUUAGGACCCAGCUUAAAGAGAUUCUUAAGAACUUUCACAAUGCUUGAAUAAGAGGUAUGAAAAUUAUCUUUAGGUAACCGCUUUAAUAGAGAGCAACUUUUGAAAAUAUGAAACAGAUAAGGCAGAAAAUUCUAAAAGUGAUAUAGGAGUCUAUCAAUAUAUUGAAGACUUAUUUCAUGAUCCUUGUAUGAGAAAAGAAAGGCUUAAUUAGAAAAAGUACACUUAAUUUUCGAAUAAUAAAUUGAUGACAAUUUAGUCUCUAGAAAUACAAAUUUAUGUAAUUUGAUUGUUUAGUUAUUAAUUAGAAAAGAUAAAAGUGGAUAAUGACUUUUUAGAUAUGAAAAGAGAGGAUGUUAAAAUGUAUACUCAAAAAAGACAAGAUUAGAAUGAAACAUUUGCCUAUUAGUUUGCAAAAUUUUAGGAUUUAAAAAAAUAUGUGUUUAACUGA
Paramecium primaurelia is the source of this 873-nucleotide messenger RNA. NCBI's taxonomy places the organism in Eukaryota, Ciliophora, Oligohymenophorea, Peniculida, Parameciidae. The record is from the annotation of a GenBank genome assembly.